This is a messenger RNA of Saxophila tyrrhenica, 759 nucleotides long. RefSeq lists its product as uncharacterized. Gene Ontology annotation, biological process: regulation of transcription by RNA polymerase II. The record is from RefSeq and is a predicted model, not a curated record. NCBI's taxonomy places the organism in Eukaryota, Fungi, Ascomycota, Dothideomycetes, Mycosphaerellales, Extremaceae. Gene Ontology annotation, cellular component: nucleus. The transcript has 2 exons. Bases 1 to 759 code for a protein of 252 amino acids. Gene Ontology annotation, molecular function: RNA polymerase II transcription regulatory region sequence-specific DNA binding; DNA-binding transcription activator activity, RNA polymerase II-specific.
AUGGCUCGCCGUGGAUCUGCUGAACCUGGGCUGAUGAGCCUUGGUGGUCCGGUAGAGGCCGACACCCCCGUGCAAGAAUGGAUUCUGCCGCUGCCGCAACAGUUGUACCAAGCAGAAGGGCUCGAACAAGCCGCAGAUUGUGGUGAUUACUCUGGUUAUUUGUUCAACGAUUACGACUUUAGCGAUACUUCUUUUGGGACCGGCGAUAUCUUCGACACUACUACCGACUUCCUCGACAAUCCUGUUAUGCCCACGGGCGUUGAUCUGGCGCUGCCUCAGCAUGGUGGUGGCGGCGUGAUGUCCAGGUGGCAUGCGAUCAACGAUCGUCUGCUGGCGACGGACAGCGGGAGUGACCAGCAGCUCUUCUUCGGCGACCAUAACAGCACCCAUGUUGCCACUGCCCCUGGCCCACUGCCUUCGACCCAGCCGCAAACUACGGGUACCCACCACAUGACUGCUUCACCAAUCGAAUCUUCCAAUGACGCUGGCUCUUCCACCAACUCUGGCAAAACUUCUCUCUCAAAGAAGCGAUCCUACACACCUCCUUCCACCACCUCGCCACCAAAAAACGAGCGCGAGAACAAGCGCCAACGCAACACCGAAGCCGCACGACGGUACCGUCAGCGAAAGGUUGACCGAGUGUCGGAGCUUGAGGACGCCCUCGCCGUCAUGACGAAGGCCAACGAGGACUUGAAGCUAAAGCUAGCAAGGUCUGAAGCCGAGGUGGAUGUGCUGAGAGGGCUGGUGGCCAAGCGAUAG